Messenger RNA from Mugil cephalus (flathead mullet), 734 nucleotides. RefSeq names its product sperm-tail PG-rich repeat containing 4 (gene stpg4). The record is from RefSeq and is a predicted model, not a curated record. Gene Ontology annotation, molecular function: histone binding; chromatin binding. Bases 8 to 676 code for a protein of 222 amino acids. Lineage: Eukaryota; Metazoa; Chordata; Actinopteri; Mugiliformes; Mugilidae. The transcript has 7 exons. Gene Ontology annotation, biological process: epigenetic programing of male pronucleus. Gene Ontology annotation, cellular component: male pronucleus; germinal vesicle; female pronucleus.
AAAGUGCAUGAAAAACAAGGCCGUCUCCAAAUUCGGCCGCGCCAUGCCCAGGGAUGACAUUAGGCCGGAGAAGGGUGAUGACAGGCCGGACCGGUGCAGCCGGGGGAGCUGGUGGCUGGGAUCGCUGAGAGACACGCCCGUCCCAGGCGUCUAUCACAUCAGAGACUUCAUCGAGGAAGCUGAGCUGAACCCUGUGAGAAAGACGUACGGGUUCAAAGGCGUGGGGAGGAGAGCUCCGACGCUGGAUGUGCGCAAGGGGGACCUGCUGCUGCCUGGUGCGUACGACUACACCGACUCCACGCAGGAGGUCCUGACGCGCCAGGCGUCCUACUCUUUCAAAGCCUGCCCGCGAUCCAGCAACGUCACCCUGGGAGUCAGAGAUAAGCACAUAAACACCUCGCCGUGCGACUACAAUGUGACAGCGAAGCCGGUGGAGAAGAUUCCCUGCAAGCAUGUGAUGUUUCGGUCUACUGUGCCUCGGAUCAGCUUUCCACCUAGAGAGGGUCCCGCUCCAGGCCACUACAACCCACAGAGCAGAGCGGCUAAAGGCAUCACGUCCUGCUUCAGAUCCACACUGCCCCGGCUCCACUGCGUCCCCUCAGAGACCCCAGGACCUGGGUCCUAUGAACCUUACUGGAAGCUGUAUGAACACAAAGGUGGUGGAACCAUAUUUUAGACAUUUUCUGUGGGCUCCGCAACCCCUUCCUCAUAAAAUAAAAGUAAAAAUCCAAACC